AUGGUGCGGCUUCGGAAUAUAGGAUUACUGCUUACCGUAGUGUUACAGUUACAGGUAUGUCUUACUUUUAUAUCUUUAUCAAUUUGGUUUUAUAAUGUAAAUCUAGAGGUAUUAGUCACAAAUUAGAACACGUUGAAAACUUUUUUUUAUUUUCGAUUCAAAUAUUGGUUAUGUUAAGUCAAAACAUACUAUAACUUAAUGUCAGAUCAAUACUGCAUUAUAAUAUGUUUCUUUUAAUACAUGACAAUCUUUUUCGAACACUAAAACAAUAUUAAGAUCCCCUUUUCCGUUCGAAAAGGUUACAAUGCCAUUUGCACGUCUUUAACGUUACUUGGAAGCGGUUUAUGAGUAGUCUUGAACCUUUUUACACUUGAUGUGGCGCCCUCUUCUGUCUGAUAGGGGCUGACUUCUCUCCGUUUACAACAUCGAGAGUAAUGGUCAACAAACCAACAAAAAACAGUGACUUGUAGAAAGGUGUUAAAGACUAAUUGGGGAUGGGUGCUGUCAGCAAAAACACAACAACAUAUCAAUAACAAUCUUGUAGGUAUAGUGUAGUCAUGACUAGAUCUGCAUGAAUAUGGUCGUGUAGAGCUAUUGAAAGCAUAUAGACCUUCAAAGCAAGAAAAAAUACAGGUGUAUAGGUAAUGAGUGGGGCAUAAAGCUUAGUGAUCAUAUAGGUAUAGGAGUUAUGCAGAUUUUUAAAGUUUCUACGUACUUUUUGACCCUGAUAAAGUAUUAAAUUGUCAGAUGCUGUAGCAGAUAUUACCCUAGACAUGCACGCACUACAAGAAGAAAUGAAUCACAUAUUGUAGUUCAUAUCCGCUUCGAAUCAAACUUGUAGUUGACAAACACGUCGCUUACCAAACAAUAUUGCCGCCGGGGGAACGGCAAGUUAAAGUAGAACACCCAGCUCAUCCAUCAUCCUGUUAUCACAGCUAUAACAACAUCGGGUUUAUCUCCUUUUUGCGCCGUUUUGAGGUUACCGAGGUGCGAGGAACGGCGAGAAACCAAGAGUAAAGCAUAUCGAGUAACAAGGCAAGGUUACUCGAGGUACUGUAUUGUUUUCGCGCAAUUCUUGCAAAGUUGUGACCUUAAUUUUUCGAAAGUGUGAAAAAUAUUGGUAUUUGUCCCAUUUUUGGCAUUAAAAUGAUAAUUUUAGGUAUCAAAUCAACCGUUUUAAGACUUUUUUCCUAAAAAUAUCUAAAAGAUUUUGAACGCAAUACCUAAAAACAACCCUUUUUGCACAAAACAAGGUUUAAAGUUGUGUUUUUGAAAGUAACAGUUUCAUUAAUCGUUCUGCAAAGGGUUUAACACCCGUUUUGCGAUAUUUAUCAGCAGCGUUCUCUCACCGUUACAAGGUUACGCGCGGUUCAAACAAUUAGAAACAUAAACAAUUGGGUCACACAACGAUUAUCCCACUGACCUCCAGCUCCCACCAAUAUUUUGCCACCGACCUCGACCGCACGUGGCACGGCGAUCCGACUCCGAAGGUAAUGGGGCUGAAACGAGGGAACGACCACAUGAAUGACGAGGGUUUGCUAGGUUAAUAUUCACAUUAAUAGGGUAACGAGGAGAGGAGUAUUUUCAUAUGAAAGUAGUUGCUAUAAGUUAAAGAUAGCUAGCAAAAAGGAGAGGCUGUGAUAUAACACCAACUACUAUAAUAUAGAUCUUUAGUACAAUCAGAUGACGCUCAAUUAAAAUCCGAUAAAAGUAAACCAAAGAUCAUGUAAGCAAAAUGCAAUAAGUAUAAUAUCCUCUACAGCCUUAAGAACAUAAAAACAGAACAUUACCAUAAAGAUCCAAAUCACUCUCACAGACCUUAACCUACUACAAUAUAAACUUUCAGAUCGCCCAUUCAAUAGUGCACUUUUUCUCCCGAAAUGACCUAAAGUACACUUUCGGAGUCAACCACCAUCUAGAAGUACCAGAACACACACAAUUGUACCCCAAACUGGUACGAAACCAAGAUGGCAGACCCAUAACACUAGAAGUUGACAUUAACGACAAACACUAUUCACUGAAUCUAGACUCUGUCACGAAUCAACUGGUCGCUGAUCGAGCGACAAUAGUCAGCCGAGAAGAUCAGCGUGGUGGAGGAAAGUUGGAGUUUGCCACCAGUAACGAGGAUUGCCACUAUCACCAUGAAGGUAACCACACGAUGGCAGCUGUUUCAACGUGUGAUGGAGUUUUGGUAAGAUCUUAAAAAUAGAUAAGAUUUUUGAAUAUAUAACAAGAAAACAGGUAUCAAACUUUGAGAAAUUAUAUUUAACUCACCAAAAGUAUAAUUUGAAAAGUUUUGGAACCCUUAACCUCGCACAAACUACAAUAAUAUACAACAUAAUAGCUAAUCGAACGCUUUUUAUUGUAAGUUCCAAAAACAAUUAAAGUUAGUCUGAACCACACAGUUUCUGUCGUAAAUUACAUGUGUGCAGAGUAAAAAAAAGAUUUCAUCAAGUCGAUAACGGAUGUUUUGAAACUUCAAUCAAUUGUUGAAGCCCGUUCCACAAAAUAAAAUUUUAUUUUUGAGAUUUUACUUUGGCCAAAGCUUGGUAAUAUCCGCAUAUUUUAUGGAAAAAAAGUUAAAUUUCAAUAAAUUACUGUGUAAAUAACAAUAACAACAAAAGAUUUAUUGUUUUCAACACUAAACUGUUUCAAAAAUGUCUAAAAUAAUAUAAAAAGCAAUGUUUUAAAAUAAAUUAUUACCUAAAUUGAUCUUUAAAUGUCUUUUUCAGAAAGGAACGAUCCUAACUGAAGAUGGAAUCUUCGUCAUCCACCCGAUCCCGGAGAAGCACAUGAACCGAAUCAAGCGAUCUUCAGACGGGAUGGGCGUCCACAUCAUCUACAAACGUUCCGUGGACAGCGAUGAGUUCUGCGGUCUAGACAACACCAUCACCAGUGAAGAGCUACUUGACGAUGAAGCCGGAGUCAAUGAAGAUGUGUUUGUGACUGGUCAACGGCUCGUUCAAGACGGUCAAGAACUUGUUGUUGAACUCGCCAUCUUCGUCGAUGAACUCCUGUGGAGACACUUCAACAGUCAGUACGGUGGAGCGGCGUGGCAGAAGCUACAACAAUAUGCGGUCACGAUGUUGAACAACAUCCAGAUCAUGUACAAACAGCCGAGUGCCGUGCCUCGCCUCAACUUCAGAAUUGUCAGGUACGAAGUGUUCAAGACCCAACCGAGUGCCAUGGCCCCUCACCUUCACAGUAAUGGUCAUGCUCAGAUGUAUUUGGACAGGUUCUGUAAGUAUCAGAGGAGUUUGGGAGUACGAGACUGGGACCACGCUCUUCUAUUGACUGGCUACGACAUUCACCGUGGUACCGGGAGUAGGUCUAUCUCUGGCAUUGCUCGUCUUGAUGGUAUGUGUGACCCAUGGAAUACAUGUACAUUGGCUGAAGGACUUGACUUUACAUCAGCCUUUAUUGGUACUCACGAGUUGGGACACAGUGUGGGAAUGAGGCACGACGAGCCUUACUGUGCCUCUACCUUCAUCAUGAGCUCAUCCUUGGGCCCUGGAAAGGUCACGUGGUCGACUUGUUCGUUGAGAGAUUACCAUACCUUCUUACAGCGGUUAGAGUGAGUUAUUUAAAUUGAUAAUUAUAUGUUAUAGUAGGUGUUUGUUUAUCCGAAUCACUGUAUAUCCUGUCUCGUAUUUUACAAUUUCAAAAUUAUUUUUUAAUCUUCAGUGCCCGAGGAAAGAACUGUCUUCGUACGUCGUAUAUGCCUGAGAAAGUACCACUAAGUGAUGCCAUUAAGCCUGGCCAAUUGUACGAUGCCAAUACUCAGUGUAUGUUGAUGCACGGUCCUGGCUACAUUCAAGUUCGGCCGAAGCAAGAUCACUACGAUGGCAUCUGCUACAUGAUGUGGUGUGGGUUGGGUCAGUUCGGUCGUAUCAUAACAUCACAUCCGGCUUUGGAAGGAACGUUCUGUGGUCCCAACAAGUGGUGCCAACUUGGCCGCUGUGUCCCAUGGACUCCGACUGCCCCAUCGGCUACUGUUGCACCUUCUAUUCCUGCUCCUGUGCCUUCGGUAUGUUGAAGUUUAUGUUCUUUAUAUUGUGAAGUUGUUUUAGGAACUAGAUUUACUGUACAGUAACUUCCGGUUUUUUACUACCGUCAUCGGUUAGGGUUGAUCUAUUUUUAAUUAUUUUAAUUUCUCUAAUAGGCUCUAGUAAUGUCUUUUGUUAUCCACCUUAUAGUAAAUUCUAUACCUAAUCAUUGUUAUUUCCAGAGAGUGGAUGGCCAAUGGUCUGGCUGGAGUGGACUGGCUUGUUCACAAUGUAGUUGUAGUGACAUUGUUGGUGCUAUUGGUGUAACUUCGAGUACCCGAACUUGUACUAAUCCUGCACCAAGUAACGGUGGGUCGGAAUGUACUGGAUCCAAGUAUCGUGCUGUUGUGUGCAACAAGAACUGUCGUCCUCAAACGUUGUCCGUUAACCAGGUAAGUUGUUUUAAAUUGUUAUGUAGCUUCAAGAAGUGUUUUUCAUUUUCAAUUUCAUUUGGUACAUUAAAAUAACGAUUGUCGGUACCUUUUUCUUACCCAAACCGUCCCCAUAACCCCGUAUAUCCUCCACGAAAAACAAUUUAUCAAGCAAAUAACGAUCGUUAUCAUUCAGUAACAGGAAAUUCAAAUGUGAUUGAUGGUCAAUUUGAUUUCAGUAUAUUACAAACAAAUGCAGCGAACAUAAACGAAUCAAGAACGACCCCGAGUUGACCGGUACAGGCAGCCAGUUGACGCGCCAUCCCCAACGUGCGUGUAAAGUAAGUGCACCAGAGUUGUAAAACAGUUGCAAAGAGAGUAGAAGGAACGGUAAUUAAACGGUUUCCGGUCAAACAAACCUUGAAGCAGCUUAAUUCAAUCUAACUAUGUUUAGGUCAUUAUCACAAACUUUUAAAGAUAAAAAAUGAAAAUGACUUCCACGGUCAUUAAUUUAACAACUACCUUGAAAGCCAUUAGACAUUUACAACAUUCAGAAUCAGGUUCAGACAGCAAAAUCUAUGGUCAAAUCGAAGGUCACAUUAAUCUUGGCCCUGCCACGAAAACCUGUUUUUAAGACAAUUCCUUCUUAGGACAGUAGAAAUACUUUAAUAUUCAAUUUUAUAUUAUGGAAAGUUACAAAAUCAAUCAAUGUUAAAAAUAGGUAUAACAUAAACGAACAAUUAAUCUUUGGUCCCGCCACGAAAACGUGAAUAAUCUAAAAUUUGCUUUAAAACUAUGCAAACGACGAAAUUUAUGGUUUUAUUGCCCAUUUUUGAAUCAAAACAGCUAUUAAGACGACGUUUUUCAAUCCAAACUUGUAAAAGCAAUGUAAUUUGUUGACACAUUGAUGUAUAACAUGACAAAACAUUCCCAAACCUGUUUCCGAUAUUGUAAUUCCAUCUUUCAGGUGUUCUGCGACGUCAAAAACACGGUCGGAGGGCAACGGAACUACCGCUUCUACGGCGACAACCUCCCCGAUGGUACCCCCUGUGGCUGGGACCGGUACUGUCUGAAUGGAGAAUGUCUCGUAAGUCGAUACUUUUGGAAAGAUUGCCUCAAGCAAGUUAACCCGGCUUUCUGGCCUCCGGCUUUUAAACGCUCUAACAUUCGUCGCAGUCCGAGUAAGGUAACGAGCAGUGGUAAGGUAACAAAAACUGCGAGUAGAAGAAGGAAGACUUUGAGUAAGCUACAGAAAAGUGACGGUAAAGGUGACAAAAGAGACAGUAAACGAAAUAACAGUGACAUUAACCAUUACAAAACUACAAAACCUGGUAAAACAGAAGAAAAGAAGUCAGAAGUGGCCAAACAGACGAAGUCAUCAAAACUAAAAGUACAUUCUGUGAAUCACUCGGUGGCCAUGAAGCCUCGACCUACCACAACAUCAAUGCCCUUGACUCAACAAGGCAAGAGGCAGAUGAUAGACAAGCUUGUGCUCAUGUUCAAGUCUCGUCCUCUGUUACCUGAAGUAGUACAACAUCGACGCUAUCUGUGGGCGAGGAUGAUGCAUCUGCCUAAUCCUGAAGCCGAGUUCGCUUCUGUUUGAUUUUGCUUUCUCUUCGUGCUUCAAAUUGCUUUAUAUUUGUGUCUAAACUUGCUUUAACAAUUUUCUUUGAUUUUUUAGUCAAAAAUUCAGUAGAAUUAAUUUAUUUUUAAAAAGAAUCUAUGAAAAACAAAACCUUAUUAUUUUUCCACGCACUUUUUGACCGACCAACAAAAACUGCUACAUAAUCGAUUCUUGUUUCAGAAAAGUUUCGAGUAAUCUCUGCUUCAAAUUAACCUUAAUUUAGAUGGCCCCUUCCCUCCGAGGGGCCAUUCGUCUGUCUACGGGUCUCGCGAUGUCUUUCAAGGCCGAACUGUCGGCUGUUCAGUACCUUAACUAACUAAUAAAGUAGCCUUGUUAACGUUCCUUGUGUGUGCAAUUAACUGCAGCUUUAACCUUUGCAAUAAAUUUUUAAUUUUGUGUGAUAAGUGUAAAGUGUUAACUGUUUCUUAUUGAUGACAUGUAGUUUUUGACCGAUUUUGUGUGCUCUUCAUAAUUAUUAAAGUUUUUGUUUACUAAUCUGUGUUGUUGUAUUAUUCAUUACAGUAUGUGCUACUUUUCUGCUUAAAAUUGUGUUUGUAUCAUUAACAAAGUUUCGCCAAUGGGUCAAGAAUACCCCUAAUACUGCAAAAAGAAACAAACAGUAUAAAACCAUAAAUGCAAAGAAAAACAGCUUAAAAUGCCCCUAACACAACGUCUAGGAACCUAAGAUGUUCUUAUAAAACAUUACACCUCAAUAACCAAAUCUUGCCUAAAUUAAAAAUCAAUAUUCUCAGGACCUGACCUGUGAUGCCCAAGUCCUUCUACCUCGAGAUGUUGGCUGUCCAUCAGCGGCCGAACGAUGUCCUCUGAAUGCAGCACCACCUGCCCCAACCACAGCCCAAGGCACGUGGGGCGUUUGGUCUUUGUGGUCGAGUUGUACCGUAUCUUGUGGAGGUGGAGGUUUCCAGAUACGAUCUCGAACAUGUAGUAUUCUGAAUAAGUGUGAAGGUCAAGCUACGGAACGAAUUGCUUGUGGACAACAAGCAUGUCCAGUACCAACUUCUAAUGAGCCAGCUUGGACUGACUGGACUAGCUGGAACCAGUGUUCGGUUAGUUGUGGCAGAGGGUCUCAGGCACGGUACCGUCGAUGUCAGACACCGCAGACAACCAUCGCUUUCUCGUGUCCAGGUAAGGCUUAUUGAAACUAUUAGGUUGUUCAAAAAGUAAUGAGCCACUAAUACUUUGAGAAUACAAUUCUGUAUGUUAUACAACAUUUCAAUGUAAAUUCAGAAUAUGGUAUUGAAAUCACGCUUUCUUUCAAUUUCAAAGUAUAACAACAUUAAUCAUAGUACCUUUUCACAGUCAAACCUCGUAAAAGUCAGCCUUUUAAUCACUUUUGUGGGCAUAGUUAGUCUUGUACACCUUAAUUUUCUACAAUUCCAUUUCACACUAAUUAGGGAAACUGUUACUGCUUAAAGAUUAGUUUUUGUAGACUUUUCUCGUUAUUCGAGAAGACGUUCGUAUUAGGUUUUGUAACCUUCCGUCGAAAACUUUAAACUCAUUACACUCCGCCAUGAGUAAUAUUCGGUUCGGUUUGGUUAUUAAUAAGCUAAACUGUUAAAAUAAAGUAUACAAGCGAAUAGCAGAGGUAAUAUCAUCUAGUAUAACAUAGAGAAACAUGUUGCGUUAAAACUAAAUCAACAUUGUAAUAAACUUUAUGCAUAAAAAAGAAUGACAGUCAUUUUAAUAACAAGAAGAAAACUAAUAGAAUAUCAAAGAAAGUAACUCCCUAAUAACACCAUAUUACAGGUCAAACAAUGGAUAUCCGUAACUGUGAAGAGUUACCAUGUUCUGGCCGACCUGCAAAUGGCAUUGGCCUCUGGGCCAAUUGGCAAGAAUGGGGCACCUGUUCAGCUACUUGUGGUCCUGGUACUCAAACCAGACAACGAUUUUGUACAAGGGUAAGUCUUACACUUAUAUUUUUUUUUAAUUCUACACUUUGAUCAAUAAAGUAAUUUUACAAUAUACAUAAGGACCAUAGCUCACAGUUCCUGUAAUAAUGAACAUAAUAUAACGUGUAGAAGAAACACAAAACUUAUAAGCAAUAUAUACCUCUACAACAUCUACUUCAGGAACCUUGUGAUGGAUCUGGAACCCAAAGAAUGGCAUGUAAUCAAAGAGAAUGUGGUGGUAAUUGGACACAAUGGAGUUUAUGGUCGGAGUGCUCCAGGCUUUGUGGCAGAGGAGUUAGGACUAGAACUAGGUAGUGUAAUAUCAUCAGCAGAAGCUUAUGAUACCCAAAGAUUCUCGUAUUGAAUCUAUAUUCACAGUUUAUAACAAAUUAACCUCCUUUUCAGAGCCUGCCCCAGCAACAGUUGUACUGGCCCAGCGUCAGAACAAGGUUUUUGUAAUGACUUUGCCUGCCAAGCCGGUGUGGCUAGUGGGCAAUGGAGCGGCUGGUCCGAGUGGGGUGUGUGUUCAGUAAGUUGCGGUGCUGGAGUCAGACGCCGAACACGCCAUUGUCAGAGUGGCAACUGUCCAGGAGACUUCAGACAUCAAGAACUGUGUAACGAGGGGUCGUGCCAGACCACCAACGCCAACUGGGGAGGUGAGAAAAGGCGGCGCAAACAAGGGGUUUCUAGUUCUGAUUCUCGUCUGUCUAACUCUUUAGUCCAAGGGCCAAGAGCUCGGUCAGGUCAGUCCAAUCUGAAGCAACGAGACUUUGUUGGUGCUGUGAAACAAGCUCAGCAUGAUGUUCAGCCGGCUCCGCAGCCAUUACCACGACCACAAGCUCAACCACAACAGGUUCCUCAACAAAUGCCACAGCAGCGACCACAAAUCGCUCAAGCACAGCAACAACAACAACCGGUUGUGCCACAAGCUCAGCAAGUUAUGCGACAACAAAUAGUACAACAGCAGCAACCUGUCCAGCAAAUACCUCAACAAAGAGUACAACAACCAAUGCAACCAGUGCAACAAAUCCGUCAACCAAUCCAACCAACUGUUCAGCAACAGUUGCAACCUCAAUUCAAUCAACCUAGAUUCCAGAACAGAAUCGCACAGCCACAAUUCCAGCAACCACAGCAACAAUUCCAGCAACCAAUGCAACAACAGUUCAUACAACCAAGAGUGCAACAGUUUCAGCAACCGGUGCAACAGUUCCAACAACCCGUGCAACAGAGGUUUAUCCAGCCACAAGUACAACGAUUCCAGCAACCUGUGCAACAAAUAUACCAACCGCAAUUCCAGCAACCGGUUCAGCAAUUCCAGCAACCAGUGUAUCAACCACAGUACCAACAACAGUUCUACCAGCCGGCUUUUGGUUAACCUUGGACUCUUACUUGUUGUUACAGUAGUCUCCUUAGGUUGUUACAGUAAUCCUUCUAGGUUGUGGAUCUUAUAGUUAAUUUACAUUAAUCUAUGCCAAAGUUACAGUAAUCUCUCCUAAAGUAACGUUUUCGCAUUUCUAACUAAAAUUAACAUUUUCCCAUUCUGCACCAACGGUACCACUUUGUUUCUGUUUUCAGUGGUACCGCACGCAUCUUGUAGGUAUCUAAUCCGGGCUAUGGUGGCAGUGGUAGUACGAUGUGUUGUUAUUAACCUCUCUUUCAGGUUGGGGCUACUGGUCGGCCUGCUCGGAGACCUGUGGCCAAGGCGUCCGCCGACGAAUCCGCAAAUGUUAUGGCUUCGGAGCGUGCGCGGGCACCGAGUUCGAGCGUGAUGUAUGUACGCAACGUGCCUGUUAA
Molecule: messenger RNA, 9745 nt
Organism: Bursaphelenchus okinawaensis
Lineage: Eukaryota; Metazoa; Nematoda; Chromadorea; Rhabditida; Aphelenchoididae
Source: the annotation of a GenBank genome assembly